Molecule: messenger RNA, 2058 nt
Organism: Rasamsonia emersonii CBS 393.64
Lineage: Eukaryota; Fungi; Ascomycota; Eurotiomycetes; Eurotiales; Trichocomaceae
Exons: 6
Coding region: 1-2058 (685 amino acids)
Source: RefSeq, a predicted model, not a curated record
AUGAUAGCUGUGAGACCUGCAUGUUCUGUCUCUCCUAGCAGCUUGGGAUCUUCGUUGUCUCAAUAUAGCAAAUCGAUAAAGCUUUCUACCUCCUCCAACUCUGUUCAAUACCCCACAAUGUCUAUUGAUAAUAAUUCUUAUGGUGCCACUCCCCAACCAACUGCAGUGAAUGAAGAAUUGAAGAGCAUGUCCGAGCCAUCUUCGGAUGCCCUACCCCUGGUUGCGAAUAGGGAAACCAAUUUAAGAAACACUGCGUCAAAUGAUAUGAAGUCGAACGUUAACUCGAAGCCUGGGGGAACGGGACAGGGAAUUGCAAAUACCGUUCAACCUGAACUCACAAUACGAACUUCUGACACACUUUUUGCCAAUUUUGAAGCAAGACCCGAUGAUGAUGACCCUCCUCAAUCAGUUAUCCAUGCGCCACCUGCUUUCGGCGACUUUAAAACCAACAAAGAUCAAAUGAAUGCCGUUUCCAACAAUGCGGAUGGAUUUUCCUCGGUCGAAUCAGACAUGAUUGCGGAACCUUCGCGAGCGAAUGAAGCUCAAAGAAAAUCUUUCAAUAGUCCCGUUUCACCACCGCCACUGACCACUACUAUUCCACCUGCAAAAGAUUGGUCUGAGCGAGCUACACCUCGAGCUCAGACAAGGCCGGAGAUCGAAGACCUUGAUCGGCCCCCGCGUUCCAGCAAUCUGGAAGACAUACCAGAAAGUGCAGACGUUGUUACAGCCGUGGAAGAAGUCUACGAAGCGCCAGACAAGCGGGUUUUAGUGUCGGAAAAUCUUCAAGAUAAUGGGGACGAAAUCAAUGCGUUGAGAACAGCACUCGCCGAGUGUUGGACUCUCUGCAACACCCUGGCAAAUCUCAGUUAUAUCCAUCGUGAACGCCUGUUUAAUUUCUCUGAGAAGGGAGACAUGCAAGAGUUAGCGUGGAAUUCCUGCUGGAAAUUAUGUCAAAAGCUUUAUGACAGCCAAGACGAUGACUAUCCAUCGCAUGUCACACCUACUCUCGACCUCUGCCGUGACUUCUGUCAAGCUUUGUUCGAGGUCCGGGUUCGCGAUAACGAGAUCGCAGACUCUGUUCUACGAGUGAGUUUUGAGCUAAACAACCAUCUUUACAAUACCCAUGAUCGAAAUCUACCAGAAGCGUUUCGGGAACGUACUUUGGACUUUUACAUCACCCUCUGCCAUCGUCUUAUGAAGCAACGUAUGCAUUUGGCAGAGGAAACGGAAUCACUGCUUCACGCAUGUUGGUCUUUAGCAGAGAUGCUCUUUAGCCUACGUCAACGCAGGCACCAAAGUAAGCGACCGGAUGAAGAAUUACUGGGCUCAGCCAUUCAGGCAUGCUGGGAGCUUUGUGAUCUCUUCAGGGAAGGUUGGACUCAAAUCAGGCCAGAUCGUGGUACACCACGUCCAAGCCAGACAGCGUUUAGCCAGACAUGUUACCAAACCAAACAAACAGAGGGUGCUGUGGUUGAUGAUAGCAUUGGUCAGCAAGGCAACCCUGAAACCCCGACGACCAUCUUUGAGGACACGGCGACAGCGUCACCAGAUGAGGCCCCGACUCCCAAUAUUCUUGUUCUGGAGCACGGGCAGACCCAAACUACCCCUGCAAAAUGGUCGUCUAACUCUUCAACUUUGUCAGGGCGUUCACGCUCGUCAGAACAGUCGUCCUCAACCAACACCAUCACUACACCCUCGGGACACCCUAAUUUGAUGCCACUAAAGCUUCUUGUCGCCAAGGCCGCAAUGAAUAGUGGCUACCAACGCGAUAGCUCGCAGAACCUCGCAUCUUUCGCGAAGUCUCUAUCUUCGGAUUCUUUUGGUUCACUGCCGUGGCAAGUCACCCUCUUGGAGAACUAUAAAAACUUGGUUGUGUCAGACCCAGCAUUCAGAGUGAUUAGCCCUCCAGCUCGUGCAAGCGCCCUCGAGAUAGCACGAGCUGUGCAAGCGAUGACACAGAGUGGGCAAUACACGUGGUUGCGGGACCUUUAUCGACUAGUCUUUGGUUUCCAUCCGGAGGAGGCUAUGAGCCGGAGAAAUGUGACUAUUCAAACCUGA